Molecule: messenger RNA, 3205 nt
Organism: Dunckerocampus dactyliophorus (ringed pipefish)
Lineage: Eukaryota; Metazoa; Chordata; Actinopteri; Syngnathiformes; Syngnathidae
Exons: 2
Coding region: 383-814 (143 amino acids)
Source: RefSeq, a predicted model, not a curated record
UUUUUUUCUCUCCUUGGGAAAAAUCAGACCUCAGCUCAGCUCUGAGCGCAUUUUAGGAGAGUGUUCAAGCAGGCUGACCCGCUCCUCUUCUUCCUCCCGUGCACUGUAAGCGGAUUGCAGCAAUUAGGAGACGGUCAAUGGUGUCAGCCCAGCAUCAGCAUCAGCACCAGCACCAUCCUCCUGCUCCUCCUCCUCCUCCUCCUCCUCAUCAGUGUAUGAAAUGCGUCACUGCAUUCACACACAACAGCGAGGACUGUUCCCUGCACUGACUCUUACGCCAGGCGAGCCCAUGCGCGUCCCGACGUCCCCACGCUGAGCCCCCAGCUCAAGCAGCACAAACGCUGAAGAGAGAGUGGCAAGUGACUGUGGAAGGCUGGGCCGGAUGACACCCUCCAGCUCCGAGGCGCCUGGCCCGUCGGCACCGGCCCCCCGCUGCCUCGGCCUCCUCCGGGCGCCCGCCAACAACGGCACCUGCGCGGAGCAGCUGAGCGUCUUCCCGCCCCUCUCAUCCACGCUGGCGCUGCUGGUGCUGGUGGCCGUGCUGGCCGGCAUCGUGCUCGUCUCUGUGGCCACUUUCCACUUUAACAAGAGGAGGCUCCGGAACCGCAAGAUCCAGCGCGCUCAGGAGGAGUUUGAGCGCGACAGUCGCAGCCCGGUGCGCGCCGCCGGUGCUGUGCCAGUGCGGCCCUGUGUCAUCACCCGCCCGGUGCGCUGCCCGGCAGAGGAGGAGGAGGAGCUGGAGAGGGAGCAAGACGUGGGGGAAGAGGACAGUGGCGGUGAGCGGGGGAACGACGGCGCCUCCGCGGAUUGCUAAACUCAGGGAAUGAGACUAUGUGGAAUUAACUGUAAAAGCAAUAAGGCACAAAGAACUCUCAUUCAUUACUGCUGCUGCUGCUGCUUGUAGAUGACCUAAUGCAGAAUACUGAGCAAAUAGUAAGCCUGUAGGAUAGUCAACACACAUUAACACACCGGUCCCCAACCAUCUUGGCACCACAAUUCCAAGGAGUUCCGUGAGGAGAAAUUCGUCAAAACCCACACAAAGAGUUGGGAGUUAGGCGGAAUUACAGAAAGCAUCGUUUUUUUUGCCAUAACGCAGUCAUGCAAGGCUUUACUCUUCAAAUUUUUCCACUUUUUUUUGCGACUUAUUAACUCAGUCCGCAAGUACGAUUCCUUGUGCUAAGGCUUGGGUUUCUAUAUUGGUAAGUCCCGCCUUCCUGCUCCGUCAGUGGCUGGCUAACCUGCAAUUGUCGAUGCGUCACUGGACAAAGUUGAUGGCAACACGCGUGUCAAAUAAAAGUUAAUACAGUCGUCCUUCGUUUAUAGCAGUUAACUGGUUCCAAACCGACAGUGACAAAUGAAUUUCGAUAUCGGAAUCAACGCUAAUAAAUUGAAUAUUUUCAUAGAGCACAGAAAACCCGUUUGAGUUUCUUAAUAUGGUUUUUUAUCAUUAUUUGAGCCCUCUAGAACUGAAAUAACACACCUAAAGCCACCUUUACACUCCUUUUAUUCAUUGUUUACAUCACAUUGCGCAGCUCUUAUGCUGCAGGGACUCGAGACGGCCGCUAGCUUGCAAGCUAGCAAGUUAACCUGGAAUUUAUUUCUUGUAACCUUAAGAAGCCAAAAACUUACCACUUCCACAGUGAAUGGGAGGAGACCCCCCCCCCCUCCUAUCAUGUAGGACAUACCAUCGCUGACUUCAUGCAGUUUUAAGGUAAUGUAAGGUAAGGUCUCAAUAUUUUGUGUCGUUACUGCCGCCUAGUGACCAGAACACUACAUAUCACUUGUAUUUGAAUAUGUUUUGACAAAUAAUAGACCACAGUCUACCACGAAUUUAUUCAUUUCUGAAAAAAAAAAACGCGAUAUACCGAGGGAGCAAUAAUCAAACCGCGAUAUUGCGAGGGGCGACUGUAGUUUGUUUUUCGUUUAGUAGUGGUUAAUUAAGAGCAUUUAGUAAAAGUACAAAAGUUCAAAAGAAAAUGUGGCCUGAGUAUCAUUUGUAUUCUGUUGUUUUGGCAUUGUUGUCUUGUUGUACAGUAUACAAUAUACUUUCGAAUACGGCUGUUUGAGGAUAAAUUGUAAAAGUGAAAGCACCGGUAGCUCAAAAGCAAUGUCAGAGACAGUAAUACUGCAAUAGAACAGGCUACUUUCUGGUGAAGAGAAGAACUGAAUUAUUAUUAUUGAAAUGUGAUUAUACCUUCAUGUGUGCACUUAGUUCCUAUUUAUAUUACUCUUAAAUAUGUUUAAUAUGUUUAAUUACAACUUACCAUGAUGUAAACAGUGCUCAAAGGAACCACAGGUUUCAUCAGGUAAAAGGGAGGGUUGUAGAUGAAUGUAAAUUAAAUAUGAUUUUUAAUGCCUCCUAUCUCUUCGGCCGCUACUCAGUAAGGCAUGGGCCGCUACUUGGCUGCCACCUGCUGGUUGGGGACCCUUGCAUUAACACACUAGUAGUAGAGCGCAUUGUUAUUUGCCUGCUUUGACUCUUGGACCUCCUCCUCUUCUUCUUCUUCUUAUAACUUGGAACGUGUUUAAAUUUUAAAUCCUCUCCGGGAUGUGACACACGAUUGUGGUGAAUUAUUUACACAUGGUGAUACAAUAACACACACGCACACACACGCGCACACACACACAAACACAAACGUAAUGGCUUAGCUGAUCUUCCUUGGCAUGUCUUAUGACACACUAGCAGUAUGUAGUUAGACUCUUAAUGGAUGUCGUGGUGCUCCUCUAGGCAGUGCAAAGCUGCACAUAUAGGCUGUAGACAUGGCUUAUUUAAUUUGACGUUUAUUUUCCUUUCCCCUCCAAUUAAGUGACUUGAUGUCCUCCAAUGUCUCCUUUUUUUUUUCUCUCUUUUUUAAAGACAUCUUUAGCUCUAGUUAGCUUGACGGGAUGCAAAACUUUCUCGCUGUAGUUACGUAUGCACAUUAAGAUCUCUCUUUUUUGCGUUUGUGCGUGGGAUGAUAGCUACAGUGGAAGUGCUAAUAUUUUCAAUAUACAGUAGAGAUGUUAUACAUGAGAAUGAGGUGGCUGUUUUAUUUCUUUGUAAGCUCUUUAUAUACAGUAGUAACAUAUAGUGGGCCUAAAUGGUUGAUUCUAUACAUUCACUGUAAAUGUAUGACAUGAUGAGGAAUGUUUUCUGGACUUCAUGUAAUCUGCCUUAUACAAGGAAUAUACUGUAUGUAGAAUUUAUAAAUAAAUAUGCGGGGGG